Molecule: messenger RNA, 2994 nt
Organism: Pseudophryne corroboree (corroboree frog)
Lineage: Eukaryota; Metazoa; Chordata; Amphibia; Anura; Myobatrachidae
Gene: CTBP1
Product: C-terminal binding protein 1
Exons: 9
Coding region: 642-1967 (441 amino acids)
Biological process (GO): regulation of transcription by RNA polymerase II
Cellular component (GO): nucleus
Molecular function (GO): transcription corepressor activity; NAD binding; DNA-binding transcription factor binding
Source: RefSeq, a predicted model, not a curated record
CAGUACAACCACAUUGAGUUGAGAUCAUAAUCCCGGCAAAAAAAAAAAAAGAAGGAAAAAAAAAAAAAGAAAGAAGCUUGUGCGGCUAUGGGAUUUUUAAGAACUUUCCAAGAGCGGAAAUAAAAUCUGUUCAGGCGAGAUGAAAAAUACUGCUGGGAUCAGCAAAAAAAUAUAUAAUACCCUAGGACUGCAGCAGCUGAUGCCGGGAGAGUAAACGACAGCAACAUUUCCUGAAUUCCUUCUCCAGUGCUACAUUUUCUAACAGAAUUUUCUCUCCUUUUUUUUUCUUUUUGAUGUUUUUGUUUUUUUCCCUUCAAGAUUUUUACGGAGCUGCGAUGGAUACGUUUCAUCUGCACACCGGAUCGUCACGUCCCGCAGUGAUUUGAGAUGAAGCGUUUGCUACUAUAGGAUCCAGGGGAACGUGUUGCUGUUACAAAGCAGGAUAUAUAUAUACAUAUUUUUUUUUUUUUUGGUCUUUUGUCACAAGAAAACACUUAGGGCCGGUCAUCUCUGCUUGGGGCCUCUCGGACGUCCAGCGGAUCGUUCUUUCUUUUAUUAUUUUUUUGGGCUGUGAAAGAUAACCCGUGGUUUUGAAGUUUCUUCGGAAAGGAAAUUGCCUCUAGUGGCGUUAGGUGCUUAGAAUGCACGCCUGGAACUUUUUCCCUUUGGCGGCUGAAAAAUGCAUUCGACCUCCCAUUAUGAAUGGGCCCAUGCACCCGCGGCCCCUAGUGGCCCUGCUGGACGGCAGAGAUUGUACGGUAGAAAUGCCCAUCCUCAAAGAUGUUGCCACAGUAGCAUUCUGCGACGCGCAGUCCACACAAGAAAUCCACGAGAAGGUACUAAACGAAGCCGUGGGCGCCCUGAUGUAUCACACGAUCACUUUAACGCGGGAAGACUUGGAGAAGUUCAAGGCCCUUCGAAUAAUCGUCCGGAUCGGAAGCGGGUUUGAUAAUAUCGACAUCAAGUCCGCCGGAGAUCUAGGUAUUGCAGUAUGUAAUGUGCCAGCAGCGUCCGUAGAAGAGACGGCCGAUUCCACAAUGUGCCACAUUCUGAACUUGUACAGGAGAACCACGUGGCUGCACCAGGCUUUACGGGAAGGCACGAGGGUCCAGAGCGUGGAGCAGAUCAGGGAGGUGGCCUCUGGAGCCGCACGAAUUAGGGGGGAGACAUUAGGCAUCAUAGGGUUGGGGCGGGUUGGACAAGCGGUUGCUCUACGGGCAAAGACUUUUGGUUUUAAUGUAAUUUUCUAUGACCCGUACCUGUCGGAUGGGGUAGAACGUGCGCUUGGUCUCCAGCGCGUCACCACGCUACAGGACCUACUGUUUCAUAGUGACUGUGUUACUCUACACUGCAGCCUAAAUGAGCACAAUCACCACCUUAUAAAUGAUUUCACAAUUAAACAGAUGAGGCAGGGAGCCUUCCUGGUAAACACAGCCCGAGGGGGAUUGGUUGAUGAGAAGGCGCUCGCACAAGCCUUGAAGGAGGGGAGGAUACGAGGAGCAGCGUUGGAUGUCCAUGAGUCCGAACCUUUCAGCUUUGCUCAAGGUCCAUUGAAAGAUGCACCAAACCUCAUCUGCACACCACACGCAGCUUGGUACAGUGAACAGGCCUCCAUAGAAAUGAGGGAAGAGGCAGCCCGGGAGAUCCGCAGAGCCAUCACAGGUCGUAUUCCUGACAGUCUGAAAAACUGUGUCAAUAAAGAUCACUUAACAGCAGCAACACAUUGGGCCAGUAUGGAUCCCGGCGUAGUUCACCCAGAACUGAAUGGUGCUGCAUACAGCAGGUACCCUCCAGGUGUCGUAAGCGUGGCCCCAGCUGGCAUUCCAACAGCAGUGGAAGGGAUUGUUCCCAGCGCCAUGCCUUUAUCACACGGCCACCCAGCCGUGGUCCAUCCGCCUCACGCCCCUUCUCCCGGCCAAACCGUCAAACCAGAAGCUGACAGAGACCACCCAAGUGACCAGUUGUAGCCAACGACCUAAAAAAAUAAAAAUAAAAAGACAACCAUUCCUUGCAUUGGAGAUCUGGAAAUCAUACGGAGACAAAAAAGAAAAAAGAAGUGUAAAGAAAAUAUGAAGCGUAACCUGGAUUUGGGUAGUGGCAGAAAAAAAUGAACUUACAGGCAGAUCCUAAUUGUUUUUAGCGAUUGGUCCAAAUAUACAGUGUAAAAUCGGAGAAGAGAGGAUUUGGAAACUUCGAUUUUGUUUUUUUCCCCCUCCAUAUAAAAAAAAAAUUGUAGUUUGUCCCUGUUGAGUGGACUGGCCUCUCUGUUCCGUGUCCUGUUGGUCCUUUGUUGAGCGAGAAAAGUUAGUAGUUAAUUAUAUCAUGAAUGUACUUGUCUGUGUACAGUUUUUAGAACAUUAAAAAAGAAGGGGUUUGUUCGCAUAAUUAUCAACGGGGAAUAACAUAAGGGAGGCACUCGGCAAACCACUUUGGAAAUAUUAAAAAAAAUGAAAAGAAAAAAGCUUAAAAUAAUUUCUUUUAUAUGUUAUAACAUGCCCAAUAAAUACGGCAGAUGGCAGAUUUCUCAGGAUAAUACAUUUUCCCAUUAAUUUUUUUUUUUUUUUUCAAAAACCACACAGUGCUUUGUUUUGGGUAUUUUUUUUUACCUGCUUGUCUUACAUACAGUAUGUGUAUUUUUUAUUUAGUUGCAACAGAAAAGUCUGUUUUUGUGUUUUUUGUUUUGUUUUUUCCUCCCCUUAUUUCGGCAUGGAUUCCCUUAUGACAAAUAAUUAUGACAUGAUUUUUGAAGAAAGUCAAGAUUUCACUAAAAAAGCAAAAACGCUUCUCGUCACCAGUUUAAAAAUAAAAUAAAAAUAUAUUAUAUUGGUGGUAUGCGGAAAAUCUAUACUACUGAAAGGUAGUACAUUUCAUUGCCUACAUUCCUUCCUGGUAACGUGGUAGGCUAGCAAUAUAUAUUUUUUUUGUUAAAAUCAUGUUUGUGAGUGUAACCAUUUGUAUGAAUUAUUUUAAAGGAAUAAAAAUCCCAGACAAUGA